This is a messenger RNA of Myzus persicae (green peach aphid), 1439 nucleotides long. Its product is annotated as GPALPP motifs-containing protein 1. The record is from RefSeq and is a predicted model, not a curated record. Bases 314 to 1297 code for a protein of 327 amino acids. The transcript is spliced from 3 exons. Lineage: Eukaryota; Metazoa; Arthropoda; Insecta; Hemiptera; Aphididae.
UUCAAACGAUAAUAGAAUAUUACCAAACAAUUUAUCUACGCAAGUCGUUGAAAAAUUAAAAAAAUCCAACGACGCGGGAAACCAAAAAACUUGUUUACGUUUACGGGCAUCCAGUACUCCAGUUAUCAGUAGGUUAUCGUCUACACUCGGAAGACGAUCAUUAAUGUUUACAUUUGGUCUUUCGAAAAUUUGCUCGAUUCGUUUAACUAUUAAUUUUAAACAAAAUUAUGUUUCAUUCUGGCUCCGGCUGUCUGAUCACUAUAACGUAGAACCGGUUCAACGUAACAGUAAUCUCUUGUAUGCGCUGUAAACUAUGGGAAAAGAACACAAAAAGCACAAGAAACACAAACAUUCAAAGAACAAACACAAACCCAAAGACGAGCGCGAAUAUCACGUUCCGAUCGUUCCGCUCAAGAGCGACGUGCGUCCGAAAUCGGUGUCGAGCGAUGCGGGUGAGUCGAGAGACACCGUCGCCAAGCCCAUCGGACCAAUUAUGCCGCCUGGCCUGUCGAGCUCCGUCGGUGGUGAACACGAGACCAAUGCACCAGGACCGGUGGCCGGUGAUCCUAACCACUCGUAUGGGCCGAGCUUACCGCCACACCUGGUUCCGCAGAAACGCGCUCCAGGACCAUCGUUACCUUUGGAUUUCAAAAUUGAAGAUAAAGUUGUCGCCCAGAUUGAUGACGAAAUCUCGGGUUUCGGUCCAUUACCGGCCGAGCUGAUAACUUCAGACUCCGAGCAACUGUUUAUACAGAAACAAUUGGAAUUGCGAGCUGAAUAUAUGAAACGAAAAUUUGCAGGAGAAAUAUACGACGACAAAAAACAGGAAACGGUUAGAGAGAAAUGGAUGUUAGAGCUGCCGCCAGAAAAAGCUGCCAACCUAGGUUUAGGGGCAAGGCAGUUCAGGAAACGAGAGGCUCCUGACAUGAGUAACCGAUCAGAAUGGACUGACACGCCGACAGAUAAACAACGUAAAGUUCAAGAACCAAAAACUGCAGAAGAAACUGACAUGGAAGCAUUGAAACUGAUCGCAAUUCAAAAACGUGACGAGGAAAUGGAAAAACUUGCAGAAACCUCAGUAAAACGGAAACCUUAUUCAUUAUUAGAAAUGCACCAAGAAAAACUAAAAAAACAAAAAAAGGAAAAAAUUAAAGAAGAACCUGUUGAAAGAAGACCUUUUAGUAGGGAUAUUGAUCUUCAAUGUAACAAAUUCGAUAACGCUCAGAAACAAUCAAUAUUGAAAAAAGCCAGUCAGCUGAAUAAUAGAUUUUCACAAGGUGAAUCUAGAUUUCUAUGAAUCUUAAUUAAAUCUUACUAUGACUUGUCGGUAAUUACCCGUUAUUAACAUCAAUAACAUCUAUGUAUGUUUAUUGAGUACGCAUUGAUUUUCUUCACUGAACUUUACAAAAUAUAUUCACACAUAAUAUGGAUGAGACUAA